Etheostoma cragini (Arkansas darter) is the source of this 1257-nucleotide messenger RNA. It is a transcript of the gene dapp1, whose product is annotated as dual adaptor of phosphotyrosine and 3-phosphoinositides. The coding region runs from base 214 to 966 and encodes 250 amino acids. NCBI's taxonomy places the organism in Eukaryota, Metazoa, Chordata, Actinopteri, Perciformes, Percidae. The transcript is spliced from 9 exons. The record is from RefSeq and is a predicted model, not a curated record.
UUUACAGUCUUUGGUGGCAACCCUAACCCGUAGUGAGCACUAAUAAGCACUAGUGAGCAUUAUGGUGAAGGGAAAAUGAAAAUAGUUUUGAGUCGAGCUUCCCCGAGGCGUGUCUGACUCGCUGCCAUCCGCUUCCCCUUCUGCCUGCCUGCCUGCCUGCCUGCGGCUACACUCGCACACCCUCGCGACACUGAACUCACUCCUCGCGCAGACAUGAGUUUCUACAGUGAUGCGUCUUCUGAGGACACGAGCGAGUUAGAGACUUUGGGGUGGUACCACUACGACCUGUCGCGCCAUGCUGCCGAGGCCCUUCUCUUGUCCAAUGGGAAGGAUGGAAGUUAUCUCCUGAGGAACAGUAAUGAGGGACCGGGCUGCUUCGCCCUGUCUGUCAGGGCGAAGGAUUCUGUCAAGCAUUUUCACGUGACGCGCAAAGACAACGGCUAUGCGUUUGGGUUUAACGAGUACGCAACCCUUCAGGACUUUGUCAACCACUUCGCCAACCAGCCUCUGCUGGGCAGUGACACAGGAACCCUGAUCGUGUUGAAGUGCCCGUACCCCAGCCGUGUGGAGGAGCCGUCCAUCUACGAGUCUGUGCGAGUUCACACUGCGUUACAGUCGGGCCGCACAGAGAACGACCUGGUGCCCAAUGCACCAUCGCUGGGCACAAAGGAAGGCUAUCUGGUGAAACAAGGAGCUUUUGUGAAGAACUGGAAACAGAGAUGGUUCACACUCAACAGAUAUCAACUCAAAUACUUCAAAGACAAAAUGUGUGAGGAGCCCAUUCGGACCCUGGAUCUGACGGCCUGCUCUGCAGUGCAGUUCGACUACUCUCAGGAAAGAGUCAACUGUUUCUGCCUUGUGUUUCCCGAGCGGACAUUUUAUCUUUGUGCAAAGACAGGUGUGGAGGCAGAUGAGUGGAUCAAACUCCUGAGGUGGAAACUGUCACAGAUAAACAAAGGUCGAUGACUGCGGUCAGUGAUGUCCCUGGAGAUGGAAAGAAGAUGUCCCAGAUACUCUGCUGGAGGAACAAUGAAGAACAGCACCAUUGAAAACUGAAGAGUAAACUCCAGUAUGAGAAACACUGGCACACAGUGUACUGGCUGGAGGCUAACUACUUAGCCUUAUGCUAGUCCAGAGACAAGUGGUGUGUAAGCGGUCUUACUGUGCUGCUGUUCUUACCCAAAGGUUGUUUGUUCAUAGCGUGUUUAACAUGAUCAUUUACUUAAAAGAUUGUUGCUAGCAUUAUUGUAUGAAACC